AUGACACUCCAUUCACUGGAACGGAAAAGAAAGCAAUGACACGUAGAGAGACGGGAAAGUGAAACAACAAACCACAAGACAAACAGCAGCCAAGGAGACGAACAAUGACUGUAGGAACACGCAGAGAUAGUGGAAGACACGAAGCUUUAUGAAGAGACGCGAGGGGGUGUGGCCUACUAGUGACAGACAUCAGGGAGGGCGAACAGCACGCUGGGAUAGGAGGGAAACCAGGCCAAGGAGCUUUGCACUUGAGGAAAGAAUAACAACAGAACACAAGUCUUUUAUAAUAAGGAGGGAGGACUGCCGUCUGGCUGACAGGAGGGGCGGCCCAGGCUCCAUGCGUCCCUGUAUACACACCGUACAUUCCUAUCAACUCGCGCGCGGGUAACCUUGCUGGCACUGCGGCACGGACAUGUGAGGCAAACAGCUCUGUCUACUGCAUGUGAGCAAACAGCCUGUUGUCUCUUGUAGGCGGAGCGGUCACACACACAGGCACCUGGGUAUUGGGAAUAGGCGGGCUCCCUGUGGAUUCCGCGCUCAGCGGGGAGUGAAGAGGCAUGUGACGGCGGAAGGACACCUGGCCUGUGACACGAUGUACAAUGUGUCCGGAUAGGUGACACGGGAGGGCAUUGUGUAGUGUACACCGCUGGGCUGCUGUCAUUACUUAGCGCUCUGCACACCUGUACCUGCCGUAGAGCUGCCACAAAGCCUGCCCAGUGUACCUGACAUCGGCUAAAUGCCCAAUGUGGGAGAGAGCGACACACGUCGUGUACUAGUCCCGCUGCUGUAUGACCGGCUCAUGUUCAUGCACGGGGAAUGAGCUUAAGCAAUAGUGUGCGAUACACGAACAUUUGACUGGCACUGAACUCCGGACUUAGCGCCUUCGCACAGCACAAGGACACUUCCCCCUUCACCCCCGGUGGAUGCGUGCUGAACCAACCGCGUGCGUGUCGGGGAUGGGUGGGCGGCAGAGCAGCAGUCCGGCAGCGGACGGUCGGACACGGGCUUACUCUGGAUCGGAUAUUCCUAGUACCACGGCCCGGGGGCCUUACAGGGGCCCUUCUGGGGUCGCCUCCUCGUCGUCGUCCCCUCUCGCCAGGUACUCGUAUGAUUCAAGUGGGCAGGAGACAGCGGGGGCGACCGGGAGAGGGGCGAGUGGCACGGACAGCGUUCAGCCGGCAGCACUGAGUUCCAGGAGCCGCUCUGUGGGGGGGAUUCGCAGUCAGGCCCCGCUUAGUAUCCCCGGUGCAGCCCGGGACUCUGGCAGUAGCACGCCCGAGGAAGGACCCAGAGACAGAGCACAUGGGGGGCGUGAAUCUAGGCUAAUGAUUGGAUCCUUACCUGCUCACCUCUCCCCACACCUCUUUGGCGGUUUUAAGUGCCCAGUCUGCUCAAAAUUCAUUCCCACAGAUGAAAUGGAUUUGCACCUUGUCAUGUGCUUGACAAAGCCAAGAAUAACCUACAAUGAGGACAUCCUCACUAAAGAUGCUGGUGAGUGUGCAAUAUGCCUGGAAGAACUGCAGCAAGGGGACACGAUAGCAAGACUGCCAUGUCUAUGUAUAUAUCAUAAAGGGUGUAUAGAUGAAUGGUUUGAAGUAAACAGAUCUUGUCCUGAGCAUCCUUCUGACUAGACUACUAGGGUCCUGGAUGAUAGGUUCCUUCUCUGCUUCUGUGAGUGGAAAAGCCAAUGACUACAGUGAGUACCAGAGAGACAGCAUUGUAUCAGUCUAAGCACCGCCAGCGCUUGUGACGGCUCUGAACGUGGGCCAAUGAGCAGCAGCCUCAGUGACUCCGCCCCACGGAUGCUAAAGGACUGCCUCAGAGAUCAGUGUGCCAAACCUUAUACAGACACACACGGAGAUUCUAUAGACAUGCUGCACAUACUCUUUAGCCCUUCCAUUCCUGUUAAUGGACAUUUUCUAUGUGAAGGCCAAAGUUACCCUGUGUCCUUUUUUUUAACAUUGUAAAUUGAUGUUGUUUUUCUCUCUCAUGUACUAAAAAAAGUUCCUGGGAUUUGAGGUACUUUCUAGCAGAACUUUUCAUUGUAUCCCUUGUUUUUCUAGAUGCCAAAUUCAGUACGGUUCAUUUUGUCUCUGUACCCACCCAGUUGUGGUACAUUCAUUGGGAGAGGGGGCCCAGCCACCAGUAUAUGUCAGGCUUGUGUGGUACCACGGAACUUCAUGAGCUCCGGCCUGGGGCAUCCAAGGCCUGAAAACUGCCGGAUAAGCUGGAGUUAGAUUUUACCACCCAUGUCCUACAUACUCAUACACGACAAUUCUUUCUAAAUGUAUCUGCCUGCCCUCCAUGCCAGCGCCACUCACACCUAGUUGCCAUAGCUUGUCCUUAAAGGGAUACUGUCAUGGGAAACAUGUUUUUUUCAAAACGCAUCA
This is a messenger RNA of Xenopus laevis (African clawed frog), 2390 nucleotides long. RefSeq names its product zinc and ring finger 2, E3 ubiquitin protein ligase S homeolog (gene znrf2.S). The record is from RefSeq and is a predicted model, not a curated record. Bases 924 to 1631 code for a protein of 235 amino acids. The transcript has 5 exons. Gene Ontology annotation, cellular component: lysosome; membrane; cytoplasm. Lineage: Eukaryota; Metazoa; Chordata; Amphibia; Anura; Pipidae. Gene Ontology annotation, biological process: protein K48-linked ubiquitination; proteasome-mediated ubiquitin-dependent protein catabolic process. Gene Ontology annotation, molecular function: ubiquitin protein ligase activity.